Struthio camelus australis is the source of this 5438-nucleotide messenger RNA. RefSeq names its product G protein-coupled receptor class C group 5 member B (gene GPRC5B). The record is from RefSeq and is a predicted model, not a curated record. Gene Ontology annotation, cellular component: intracellular membrane-bounded organelle; plasma membrane; extracellular exosome. Gene Ontology annotation, molecular function: G protein-coupled receptor activity; protein kinase activator activity; protein kinase binding. Lineage: Eukaryota; Metazoa; Chordata; Aves; Struthioniformes; Struthionidae. Gene Ontology annotation, biological process: G protein-coupled receptor signaling pathway.
UUUCAGUAACAAAAUGAAUAUCUUUUAUUGCCGAUUAUUUUUUCUCUGUUUCUCUGUGUUUUUAAAGUGAAUGUUGUGACAGAGUCAUUGAGAAACCUGUCAUACAAAUCAGAUAUAAACAAGUAAAUAUGCUACCAAUUCAGCAUAAAGUAAAUUAUAGUUAGGUAGAAAGAGAACUAUUAAUCAUAGCUGCGUGUCACUGUGUUGUUAGAACGUUGUAGCCCCUAGAACAAUGGGAGUAUACUACAAUUUCAAUGGGCAGGCAAAGAUUAUUGAUUACUUUUUCCUGUUUGUGCAGUCCCAGAUCACGUUAUUUGUCACAGCUUCCGCUUCUGAGAUCAAGUUUUGUAAUAUGCUUUUUUGUCUGUUUUAUGACCAUAAAGAUCAUAAAACCAUUACGCAUUUAUAUUAGCACAUGUACUGUCUUGGUGCCUCAAACAGGAAACAGUAUAAUUCCCGUCAUCUCUCUCUUCGCAGAGGCCUAUAAAUGGACAUUCUUCAUUACUCAAUGAAAAGGGAUGAACAUUAGUUUGGAAGACCAAAUGAUCUUUACAGGAUUAUAACACAAAGGAAGAAAAAUCAUAGCUCUUGCCUGUAGACUAUGUACGGUUUAGUACAUUAUAUGUAAAUAGUUUUUUACGUUGAUUAUGACUGAUCAUGUUCAAAUAACACUGCACAAUUACUUUAAACCAUUUCCAAACUUUUUUGAUGUUUUCAUUGAAUGCAUUUCUGAUUUACAAAAUACCAUUUGAAGAUACUUGUUCAGGGCUGUUUGUGUAACUUACAAAAGAGCUAACAAUAGUUUCCCUUUUUCUUGCUUUACACCUUAAAUAUGUCGCAUGAGCUAUAUGAGUAACAUUACUGCCUGUUUAUAUGGUGCUUUUCUCCUAUGCCGUCUGAAAAUACCAAGCCAAACAGAAGUCUUAAUUCUGAAAAAUUUAUCUAGGCACAUCAAUGCACAUAAUCCUACUGAAAUCAGCAGCACUAAUUAUGCAAGUGAAGGUUAACAGAAUCGGGUUUCAUAUCUGGUACAUGCUGUGUUUACUUCAGACUGCUCUUACAAUGUAGAUAUCUCUAGGGUGGAUUGUUCAUUUAAAGAUUGCAUUUUUAAUGGUCUCAUUCUCUUCCCAGUUUUGCUUAAUAAAUGCAAAUGUUGUAAUGUAUAACUUUUUAAACCAUUUAACCUGUAUUCUUCUUAAAACAAAGUUGGAAUUUGUCCAGACUUUUGGUCCUGAUGGUUGUGUGAUGUGUUGUGUUCCUAGAGAGUUUACAAUCAUUCACUUUGCGGAUCAGGGAGAAUGAUGUUCUGUUUUUUGUUGUUUCAUUUGAAUGGCUUUAUAUUUGUUAAGAAGCACAAUGAGUCAUUCAUUUUUGAUUAGUUGAUUAAUGACAUUGCAUAUGUGCACUGUUGUUGCAGAAUAUGAGAUUUCUCUAGCCAACCAUUCCCGUUUGCCAAUGCAGUCUAAUAACUGGGCUUUGGGAGGGGAUGAAAGGAGUGACUAUUACAGUUUGCAUGAAAACAAAAUUUUUCUUAACUAGUAAUUUAAAGAAAAACACGGUGCUUAUUCUCCUGGGACAGUUUUAUCUUUAAGCAAUACCUGUUAAAAUAGCUGCUUUGACUCUGAUUGCCCUCAUUCCAGUAAAAGGAGCAAGCCUAUGAAACAGAAUCUAAUUCUGAUACAACUUACACUUGUAUCAGGUCCUGCGUCCAACUACAGAAAAAUGAAAACCUGCCCAGCCCUUGGUUUCUUCCUCCUCUUUGUGAUCAGCUACGGCUCUUCCGCAAACUCGAGCACGUCCAGAGGGUGCGGACUUGAUCUCCUCCCUCAGUAUGUUUACCUGUGUGACCUGGAUGCCAUCUGGGGAAUAGUACUGGAGGCAGUUGCGGGAGCAGGUGUGCUCACAACCCUGCUGCUGAUGCUGAUUUUGCUGGUGAGGUUGCCCUUCAUAAAGGACAAAGAAAAGAAGAGCCCGCUGGGAAUGCAUUUCCUCUUUCUUUUGGGGACUCUAGGACUGUUUGGGCUGACGUUUGCUUUCAUCAUACAAGAAGAUGAAACAGUGUGUUCCACCCGAAGAUUUCUGUGGGGAGUUAUCUUUGCUUUGUGCUUCUCAUGCUUGCUUGCUCAAGCCUGGAGACUUCGUAGACUAGUUCGACAUGGGAAAAGUCCAUCUGGCUGGCAUCUAGCUGGUGUGGCAAUCUGCCUGAUGCUCGUUCAAGUCAUUAUUGCAACUGAGUGGUUAAUACUGACAGUUGUGAGAGAUAACAAGCUGGCCUGCAAUUAUGAACCAAUGGAUUUUGCUAUGGCUUUGAUUUACGUUAUGUUCCUGAUGGUAUUCACCAUGGGAUUUUCUCUUUUCACUCUUUGUGGAAAGUUUAAGAAAUGGAAGAAAAAUGGAGUAUGCCUCAUUAUAACGCUCUUUUUUUCCAUUCUGAUUUGGGUAGCCUGGAUGACUAUGUACCUCUUUGGUAACGCUGAACUGAAGAGAAAAGACAAAUGGAGUGAUCCCACUCUUGCUAUCGCACUGGUGUCCAGUGGCUGGGUGUUCGUUAUUUUUCAUGCUAUACCAGAGGUCCACUGCACCAUCCUUCCAUCACAACAGGAAAACACACCCAAUUAUUUUGAUACUUCACAGCCAAGGAUGCGCGAAACUGCUUUUGAGGAAGAUAUACAGCUUCCUCGGAGCUACAUGGAAAAUAAAGCCUUUUCAAUGGAUGAACAUAAUGCAGCACUAAGAACGGCAGGAUUUCGAAACGGCAGUUUGGGAAGCCGACCUAGUGCUCCUUUUAGAAGCAAUGUUUAUCAGCCAACUGAGAUGGCAGUUGUGCUAAAUGGUGGGACUAUACCAACUGCUCCGCCAAGUUACACUGGACGACACCUCUGGUGAAAGGCUGUAGGCUCUAGAAAAUAAGAAUCUUUGUUACAGAUUUUGUUUCCUGGCAGUGUGUCUUUGAGGGAGGAAUCCAUAACAAUACGAGAACAAAGCAACAAAACAUCCAGGAGCUUUCAAAAUCCUACAGAGGAUUUUAUGUAAAUGUGAACACCACUUCACUGAUAAGCUACAUGCGAAAAUAAAAUUGUAAAACUGAAGCUGAAUCUAAUUUAAAAUAGAAGUAGGCACACUUUAAAAUGGAAGAGGGGAUCUUGUAUUCUGAAAUGUAAGAAAUACUCUGUCUGUAACUAGUGUGCGAGGCAAGCCUGAUAUUUUUGUUGUUGUUGUUGUUGGUUGCCAGUUGCUUGCAAAAUACCCUCCUCUCACCUAAACUUAAUUCAAGUUGCCACAAGAGAUUGCCAAUACAAUGUGAAAACAUACAGGAUUUAUUUCCCUUUUGCUCUUUUUCCCUUCAUUUCAAAUGUCAUGAAAAGUACCUUGUUUGCUUCGUUAUCUAUCUGUACUGUAAUGUCAUUUAGCAUCACAUGUAGCUAAGCAUUUUCACUCUGUGGCAACUAAAUUACCAUUACACUGUACAUUGAUACUCUUUUCUCUUUAAAAAGACCAUGUAUGAAAUGCAGUUACGGAGAGAUGAAAUAUCUACGCAGGUUUCAUGCAAGUUAUGGAGCUUCUUGAGGCAGAGGGAAAAAGUGUAGGUGCAGCAGAGAGUCAGGUCUCCUCAGCAGCGUGGAAUCAGGUUCCCCGUUACCCUGCCGCAGCCCCGGGGGCGAGCAAAGAGCUGUGUGUCCUAAGUGCUCCUGCAGAUGAAGCUGUUAAAUGAAACUCUGGAGGGAUAUACUUUGGCAGAGACUUAGCUGGGGAGAGAAUGUGGCUCAAGUUUGCCAGAAGGUCUCUGUGCUGGUGGAUUGAAGGAAACCAGCUGUGCUGCGCAGGACAGGUUGUUCUGUUAGGCUGGUCUUGCUGAGGAGGAAAUUGGUGGCAGCUGAAAAGUACUGAUCGCCUUUCAGGAGGGACUCAGCAGCAUGUAGGAUCAAGCCCUCUGAUUCUCAUCUCUAUUCACAUGAGUAGUCCCAUUGACUGCAACUGUUCGUGCAUUUAAAUGUGGUUGUGCAUUUUAGUGCCUAGCGAGUAGAAUCUCCGUUCUGGAGGUGGUUUGUUGUUAUUUUACGUUCUGACGGCGGUUUCUUCCCUGCUCCUCCCCUGCCCCUCCACUCUUCUGAGUUGAUAGAAGGCAGACUUUCUCAAGACUUAUCUUUGCUUUCUCCAGGUUAUUUAAAAAGUUCCCAUUGCCCAUUAUUUGUGCCAUGGUUUUCAUUAUGUUUAAGCAAAUCAUUCCUUUAUUUAACAUUUAAUACAUAUCAGACACUGAAAACAUCAUUGUAUCUUCACUGUUUGGCCAAUGUUAAUCUUAGCUUUCCUCAAUACUAGAAGCAAAUUGCUUUUACUUGAGGGCAUAGGAUACAUAUAAGGAUUAAACUUUGCAUAUGCUGUAAUAAAAAUAUAUAUUUUCAAACUAAAAAAAUAUAAUGUACAAAUAACUGAAUAGCUUAGUAACUUCACAGAAAGAAGUUACUUUCUGUAUUCUGCAAAAGAAAGACAAGCUUUUUAUUUUUAAAGAGUCUUCCUGAUUCUUCAUGUACCUCCAUUCCUACUGAAUUAGGAACCGAGUCCUGCAGACUUGUACUCCUACGAAUAGUCCCAUGAACAUCAGCAGGUCUACAUACAGGCAGUACAAAAGCUGCAAGACCCGUCCCUAAGUGUUGCACACAGAUAUAUAUGUGUAUAUAUAUAUAUGAAAAAAUAUAUAUUGCCAUUCUUGCCAUGAUCAUCUUACAGGGUUUUAUUUCAAAGCCCUUCUCUUCUAGAAGCAAUAUUUUUCUGUCAUGCAUGAUUAAAGGAGCACGUUGGCUCCAUGUCAGUUGUUGCCCCUGCCCUUCCCUCCUCAAGGCAAAGGGAGCAUGUGCUUGUUUUAAGGAUGCCUUUUUUUUUUUUAUUUUUUAAGUAAGCAGAUGGUCUAAGUAACCACGUAGGGUAGGGGUGGAUAUUGCAUGCUAUCUAGUGACUUAGAAAUACAUUUUGCUUGUUAAAAACAAAGUUUUGAUCAAAUAAGGUAGUAUUUAUGAUAAUGAUAGUUACCCAGAAGUUGCAUCAUUUGGAGCAAUAUAAAACCUAUUGAUCAUCACUUGCCUACAGAAGUUUAUUUUUAAAAUACAUGAAUAAAAUCUCAGUAAACUAUUGUAAAAACAUAUAAGAUGACCAUGGCAUAAAUGGUAGGACAGCUUUCAUCCUACAGCUGAGAUUUGUGAAUUAUAAUAUGCAUUUUACAUACCUUGGACAAAAUCUGUACAAGAUCUCCAGAGGUCCCUUCCAACCUAAAAGAUUCUGUGAUUCUGUGAUAUAGUUACCUUAAGAAAUGUUUGGUUUUUUUCUAGAUGUGACUUAAUUGAUAAAUAGAGUUCCCAAUCCUACUCUUAAUGAAACUGAUUGGCCGUGUCUUUGCAUAAGGCCUCUAAUUCCAGAUCCUAAAAACCUCUUACUCAUGUGAC